AUGUCACAUCUGAUGAAACAAGACGAACACAUAGAUGAGAAUUUAAACAAAUCGACUAAAGAAGAAAAGAUUGCAAAUUAUUAUCGAUUGCUUGGUUCUGUUAUGAGUGCUAGAUUCUGUUUAGAAAACUCUUUACCAUUUUGUGGCCAUGAUGAAUCGGAAGAAUCUAAUUCUCAAGGAAUUUUUCUUUCGGUUUUAAAGCUGAUCAGUACCAAUCAUUCGGAAAUUGGUAAGUACACAUUGGGGAAAGCAAAAAAGAACAAUAAAUUGACAUCGCCAAUGAUACAGAAGGAGAUUAUUGAAUGUUUUGCGAAGGAAGUAACCAAAAACAUAUGUGAAGAAAUUAAAGAUGAUGUGUUUGGGUUAUUGGUUGAUGAAUCUAGUGACGUAUCUAUGAAGGAACAGAUGGCUGUAGUUGUUAGAUUUGUUGAUAAAUUUGGGGUUGUUAGAGAAAAUUUUAUUGGAAUUGUUCACGUGAGAGACACGGCUUCUUCAACUCUUAAAGAAGCCAUUGAUUCUUUAAUAGCAAAUAACCAGUUGAGCAUAAAACAAGUAAGGGGACAAGGUUAUGAUGGUGCAAGCAACAUACGGGGAGAAUUUAAUGGAUUAAAAGCUUUGAUUCUAAAAGAUAACCCGUCAGCAUAUUACAUCCAUUGUUUUGCUCAUCAACUUCAGUUGGUGAUUGUGGCGGUCGCAAAAAAACAUCCCGGUGUUAAAACUUUCUACGAAUACCUUUCCAUGGUUGUUACUACAGUUUCUGCUUCUUGCAAAUGGAAAGAUAUGAUAAGGGAGACAAAAAAAGCGAGAGUGGAAAAAGAAAUACUUGAAGGUGAGAUUAAGACGGGAAAAGGAUUAAACCAAGAGGUUUCCCUAGCACGAUCCGGUGAUACACGAUGGGGUUCACAUCAUAGAACAAUCAUCAGUUUGCUUAGGUUGUUUCCGGAAGUUGUUACGGUACUUCAAUAUGUUAAAGAAGAUGGAGAUUGUAGUCAACAACGAACAAAUGCAAAAGGUAUUCUAUCAUACUUUAAAAAACUUGAGUUUGUUUUUUAUAUGCACUUAAUGGGAGAUGUUUUAAGCUACACAAAUGCUCUCUCAAAACAUCUCCAACAAAAAGGUAAGGAUUUAUUAGAAGCGGCCAACUUGAUAAAUGGAACAAAACGAGCAUUAAAUGCUUUAAGAGAAAAUGGGUUUGAGUCGAUGUUGGAGAAAGUUACUUCCUUUUGUGAAAAAAACAAUAUUACGAUGGUAGACAUGACAGAAAGUUAUGGUAAUCCAAGAAACCGAAAGAAUGUCAUUACAAAUCUACAUCAUUUUGAAGUUGACAUUUUUAAUGAGGUUUUGGAUAUGCAACUUCAAGAAUUAGGAAAUCGAUUUAGUGAGGUAACAACUAGUUUGAUAAAAAAUAUGUCGGGUUUAAAUCCUUGUAACGGGUUUUCUAAGUUUGACCCAUCGAAGAUAUUGGCGUUUGCUGAGAUGUACCCGAAUGAUUUUACUACGAAAGAAUUAGGGACUCUUUUGGGUGAUAUUGAGUCAUUUCGUUACACUAUAAGCGAUGAUGUUAGAUUUGCUAACUUAAAUGGAAUAAGUGAUCUUGCUACUCUUAUGGUGGAAACCGGAACACAUAGUUCUUGUCCUUUGGUUUAUCGGGUAUAA
This is a messenger RNA of Helianthus annuus (common sunflower), 1656 nucleotides long. RefSeq names its product zinc finger MYM-type protein 1-like. The record is from RefSeq and is a predicted model, not a curated record. The transcript has 3 exons. Bases 1 to 1656 code for a protein of 551 amino acids. Lineage: Eukaryota; Viridiplantae; Streptophyta; Magnoliopsida; Asterales; Asteraceae.